AGAUGAAAAUUUUAAUUAGUCUUUCAAGUUCAAAAUCAAAUUCGCCCCGAGGGUGUAAGUGCUGUGGCAUAGAGCAUUCACAAGGUUCUAACCCAGCACCCCUCCACGAAACAAAUAGAAACAAAUUCAAGCAUCAGUGAAGUCUUCAAGGAGUUUCCCGGCAGCUUUUUCACUUCUGGUCUUCACACUAACGCACAGCUACCAAUAGAAGUGUUUACUUCGUGUGGACACUUAAUGCUUCCUGAUACGAACCUUGAUUUUUCUUAGGGGAACAGUUUUGAUAUUCAUCUCUGACCUCAACCAUGGAAGGAUGUUGACGACUGAAAUCGUUAUGAAUAAACAUUUACUAAGAGCUACUAGGUUUAAGAGAAGUCCUGAAUAGAGAAACAUCAUUUGUAAUUUGCCUUUUGUAUGCUAAAUGUGGAGCUAGUAAUUUCAUUGACUGCCCAUUAAAUCCCAUUUAAUAAAUAGAUAGGGAUGUUCUUUUACGGAGGGUAAUCUUAUCCUGUUGAGGCCUUUAACGUUUGGUGUAAAUAACUAUAACGCCAUUCUAAUCGUUGUGUCUCCUUUCUGAGAAUGUCGGUCCUUGAUCUAGUUGGUUAGAGUUCCGGUUUCCCAUAGAAACAAAAGGUCCCGUGAGAGUGUAGAGAAACAGGAAGUUCGGGUUUCUCUUCCGGUUUAUACCGGAAGUUGACGCGAAGCAUCCGCGCAUGGAUGCCCCUGGAGAGCAUGCCGCUCGUCGUGGUGUGCGGGCUGCCGUCCAGCGGCAAGAGCCAGCGGACGGAGGAGCUCCGUCAGGCGCUGACCAGCGAGGGCCGCGCGGUGUAUGUGGUGGACGAUGCAUCGGUGCUGGGCGCGCAGGACUCGACUGUGUACGGCGACUCGGCGGGUGAGAAGGCGCUGCGGGCUGCGCUGCGGGCCGCGGUGGAGCGGCGCCUGAGCCGGCAGGACGUGGUCAUCCUGGACUCGGUCAACUACAUCAAGGGCUUCCGCUACGAGCUGUACUGCCUCGCCCGGGCCGCGCGCACGCCGCUCUGCUUAGUUUACUGCGUGCGGCCGAACUGGCCGAACCGUGGGCUUCGGGAGGCUGGCGCCUCCGAGAACCCGGACCCGGCUGUCAGCGUGAGCUGGAGGCCGCGCGCCGAGACCCGGGGGAAGUCUCCGGCGGCCGGCGCUGUGGAGGAGCAGCGCGCCACCAGCCCCGUAGCAAAUGGGCGGGUCCCGGCCGCUGUCCCAAAGGAACUGGAUCCAGAGGAAAUCCUGCCACCAAACCCUUCCGCUGUCAUGACCCCGGGGUCCGAGAAAUCUGCGGAGCCGGCGUCCUGUGCCUUUCCCCCCGAGGUUCUGGAGUCCUUAGCGCUGCGCUUUGAGGCUCCCGACUCCCGGAACCGCUGGGAUCGCCCCUUGUUCACCGUGGUGGGUUUAGAAGAGCCAUUGCCCCUCGCGGAGAUCCGGUCUGCGCUGUUUGAGAAUCGGGCUCCCCCACCCCACCAGUCUACGCAGUCCCAGCCUCUAGCCUCUGGCAGCUUUCUGCACCAGUUGGAUCAGGCCACGAGCCAGGUGUUGACUGCUCUGAUGGAAGCACAGAAGAGCGCUGUGCCCGGAGACCUCCUAAAGCUGCCUGGCACCACGGAGCACCUCCGAUUCACCCGACCCUUGACCUUGGCAGAAUUGAGUCGCCUCCGUCGCCAGUUUAUUUCCUACACUAAAAUGCAUCCCAACAACGAGAACCUGCCUCAAUUGGCCAACAUGUUUCUUCAGUAUCUGAACCAGAGUUUGCACUAAUGAGGUAGAGGGCAGCAGCUGUGGCUCGUGUCUGAAUUCCACUGUACUUUGUCUAGGAAGAAUUGUCCGAAGGUCUGCAAAGCAUACUGUAGUAAGAUUGCUAAGUUUGACUCGUUUUCUUAACUGCCACUGCCAUACCCUGAGUGUGUAGCAUAAGCUGAGGCAUUGAGUGCUCCAAAAACACCAGGGGGCUUCAGGUGGAGUCUACUUGAGAAUACUACAUACCACUGUUGGCCUUCCACCGGGAUGGAGAAGUGUUUUAAGUCAACUGUGAGUAGAAAUGGAAGAUAACAGUUCUGUAUUCGUGAUGGCCCUUUCAUACUCCAAUUAUUUUUGAGCACAGAGCCUCUUGCUUCUGACCUGCCACUUCGAACACAGAUCUUUUGUUCUGUCCCUGGGAAACUGAUAUUUGUGUAAGACAACCAUUAGAUAUUUUCUCUAAUAAAAUCUUCUGAAAUUACCUGCUGGACUCUUGAUGUAGUUUAAUGUUUCCCCUGCAACUUAGUAUUUUAUAUAUACAUGUAGUAUUUUUAUACGAGAGGCUUGAU
Messenger RNA from Mus pahari (shrew mouse), 2333 nucleotides. It is a transcript of the gene Kti12, whose product is annotated as KTI12 chromatin associated homolog. The record is from RefSeq and is a predicted model, not a curated record. NCBI's taxonomy places the organism in Eukaryota, Metazoa, Chordata, Mammalia, Rodentia, Muridae. The coding region runs from base 715 to 1785 and encodes 356 amino acids. The transcript has a single exon.